Molecule: messenger RNA, 492 nt
Organism: Aspergillus terreus NIH2624
Lineage: Eukaryota; Fungi; Ascomycota; Eurotiomycetes; Eurotiales; Aspergillaceae
Exons: 3
Coding region: 1-492 (163 amino acids)
Source: RefSeq, a predicted model, not a curated record
AUGCGCGCUGUAUACUUGAUCUCCACUUUCUUGGCUGCUACUGCUUUCUCCUCUGCAGUUCCUCAGACGCCCGCAGAGGAUGCCGAGCUUAUCCCUAUUGACGACACUUUUGAUCCGGCUGGAUACGAAUCUGCUCCCUUCGCAUCUGAGGACGAGCAGGGCGACAACUCUCUAUUUGCCGAAGACAACGAAGAAGACGAUGUGACCGCCAGCCAUAUUGAAGAGCGCGGAAUUUUCGACAGUGGCGGUCGAGUUUGCAAGAAAAAGAAUCAAAAGAAUUGCUAUCAUGUUAAGUCGAACGGACGCUGCAAGAACCUCGUCUCCUCGAACGGGAAGCCGUUCAUCUCCGGCUCCGCCGACGGGGGAAGUCUCUGCACGGUCUAUUCGGAGAAGGGAUGCCCAUGGAUUAAGGGUAAGAGAACCGGGUUUGAUGAGCGCGGUGCGAAUUUCGGGUUUCACGCAAAGAGUAUCGAAUGCUCCGUUAAGGUUUAA